Messenger RNA from Dunckerocampus dactyliophorus (ringed pipefish), 1733 nucleotides. Its product is annotated as leukotriene B4 receptor 1-like. Gene Ontology annotation, biological process: inflammatory response; positive regulation of cytosolic calcium ion concentration; complement receptor mediated signaling pathway. The coding region runs from base 641 to 1723 and encodes 360 amino acids. Gene Ontology annotation, molecular function: leukotriene receptor activity; complement receptor activity. Gene Ontology annotation, cellular component: plasma membrane. NCBI's taxonomy places the organism in Eukaryota, Metazoa, Chordata, Actinopteri, Syngnathiformes, Syngnathidae. The transcript has 4 exons. The record is from RefSeq and is a predicted model, not a curated record.
CUCCACUGCUAUCUAGUUUCAUGCUAAUCCCGUACAAACAUAAAUAGAAUACGUGGGUCGUGUGUGUUACUGUGAUUUUUGCAGGAUGGUUACUGAAUUCCUUCACAGGUGUGUUUGUGUGUGAGUCACUCGACACACACCCGUGCAGAACGGAAAGUAGGUGCAAUGACUGAAUUUCAGUAGCAAUAUGAUGGAGACGUGUGUGAGCUUUGUUCAUUGUAAAGUGUAUUUAAUGAGGAGACGUGGUUUGCAGUCAAGUGCACAAACUUUUUCCUUUACACUGAUUGAUGACGCAAAUAAGGGUACAUUUCAGUUCCUGUGUAAGUCAGUGCAAGAACCCUAAUGGCUUUAAUGGGAUUCCCUUCUACCAGUUGCAACUUUAGCCUGAAGUUGAAGUGAACAAUCUCUUUGUUUUUAUGAUGAGUUGUAUGAUGAGUUCUAACUUUCAUGUGCAAAGAGUGGAGACCAUAAAUCAAACAGUUGCUUAAUCUAGCGCGUGUCUGGUCUUGCCUCUCAGGAAUUAGCAGUCUUGGUUAAAACCAGAUAGGCGUGCACAGUCCCUCCCUCCGCACACUUGACCCAACCUGCUCGCCCAUGUUUUUUUGGCAGGUGAUUUGCGCCCCACCUCCACAGCUGCCCGAUGGCGCCCGCCAACAGCUCCACGGCACUCACUCCGAGGAAUGAGAGCAUUGUGGACAGCACGUCCGCGACCACCAUGGGCGCGCUCAUUCUUAGCCUUGUUUUCCUCUUGGGCUUCCCCGGCAACCUCUUUGUCAUCUGGAGCAUCCUGGCCCGCGCCCGUAAGCAGACCAUCACCACUGUCCUCAUCCUCAAUCUGGCCUUCGCAGAUGGCUCAUUGAUGGCGCUGACUCCGUUCUUCAUCGCCUAUCUGGUGAUGAAGAGGUGGGUUUUUGGGAGGGUGAUGUGCAAGGUGCUCUUCUACUUGUGCCUGGCCAACAUGUACGCCUCCAUCCACAUCAUUACCCUAAUGAGCCUAUACAGGCUGUUGGCUGUAUUGCGGCCGCAGCGUGUCGGCGCCUUGGCCGGGCACAGGACGGUAACAUGGACACUGGUGGUCAUGUGGGCGCUGGUGGCUGCUGCCUCUGUCCCUGCGCUUGUCUUCCGGGACGUGAGGUGGACCGCUGACCGCGCCAUUUGCGACUCCUUCCACGACGAGGACAGCCACACGGUCACCCAGUACAUGCUGGAGCUGAUCCUGGGCUUCCUGGUCCCGUACAGCAUUGUGGUGGUCAGCUACAUCUGCAUCCUGCGCCGCAUCCGAAAGACCAAAUUCCGCAGGCGCAUCCGCAGUGAGAAGCUCAUCCUGGCCAUUGUGGUGACCUUCUGCCUCUUCUGGCUGCCCUACCACAUUGUCAACAUGGUGCAGGUCACAUGGGCGCUAUGUCCGGAGGGACCGGUCAAAACGAUGCUGGGUAAAAUCUGGCACCGGGGCCGCGCUGUCACUUCCUCAGUGGCCUUCAUCAGCAGCUGCGCUAAUCCAGUGCUCUACUUCUUCGCUGGCAAGUCAUACAUCCGCCGAGAGGGUCUGGCCUUCAUGGCCCGCCUUUUCGAGGCGGCCGGUCUGGACUCGGCCACCAGGAAGAGCCGUCAGAACAGCCAGAACAGUCGGGACAAGGACAAAGAGUCGGACGGCAUUUUGUUGAAGGAAAAAGUUCAGGACUCCAACUCUUCCAAUGUCAAAGCGCAGAAACUGCAGACGUGACGCUGCUGAU